Vanessa atalanta (red admiral) is the source of this 2321-nucleotide messenger RNA. RefSeq lists its product as uncharacterized. The record is from RefSeq and is a predicted model, not a curated record. The transcript is spliced from 3 exons. Lineage: Eukaryota; Metazoa; Arthropoda; Insecta; Lepidoptera; Nymphalidae. Gene Ontology annotation, molecular function: stretch-activated, monoatomic cation-selective, calcium channel activity. Gene Ontology annotation, cellular component: plasma membrane. Gene Ontology annotation, biological process: calcium ion import across plasma membrane. Bases 22 to 1161 code for a protein of 379 amino acids.
GCUAGCGGCGCCGCCCCCGCCAUGCGAGCGCCGCCGCUGCUGCUGCUGCUGCUGAUGGCGGCCGCGGGCCUGGCCGUGAGUCCGCUCGCGCGCCUCAACCCCUGGCUGAGCGCGUGCGAUCUGGAGGAGGAGGGCGCGAGCGCCGAGUGCGGCGACGGGCACGCGGCGUGCGGCGGCGGCGGCGCCGAGACGCUGGCGGGGCGCGACGUGCAGCCGCUGUGCACGCUGGGGGCCGGAGCGAGAGCGCGACGCCUGGCCGAGCUGCGGCUGCGCGCCUGCUGCGAGCGCUCGCCCGCCUCCGCGCUCGACCGCAGCGCGCGCGCCGACGUGCUCGCCGGCGGGGAGCGCUGCGAGCGCACGCUGCGCGACCUCCUCGCCCUCGAUGCGAUGGUCGCGCGCGUGCACUGCGAUUUCGCCACCAUCCUCCAACGCUAUGACUGCGACCAGUCCUAUUCCGUACACACGUGUAAUGAGUGCCAGGAGACGUACCGACGGUGGGCGUGUAGCACAAUGGUGCCACUUUGGGUGGAAGAGGGCUCUGAGGACGGCGAAGAGGGCGGGCGAUCGCGACGUGCGCCCGCUGAGCAUGCGGCUCGGUGGCGUGCACGACAUCUUGAGCGCGUGGGUCACUUGGACCGGCGGCGCGGCGGAGGAGUUGUAGGCCGCUGGGUGCGGGCCGCCGCCGCGGGUCCCGGGCGGCCUAUCGUUCGUCUCAAGCCAUGCCUCUCCGUUUGCCAGCUCGUGGAGCAACACUGCCCCUAUUUCCUGCCUGCGGACCGAGCACCUGCAUAUCCCACUCAAUAUGCCGGCGAACCCACCUUCCUAUGCCUUGACCCGCGCAUACCAGAAACAGGUGCACAGUCGAAUAAAUCCAAUUACGGAGCCGACGAGUGCUGUUACUGGUAUUGCGAGGGACGGCUCUGUUAUCGCUGCGAGGCACGGCUGAGCGAGCCGCCUCGGCCCGAGGCGGAGCGCUGCUCGCCUGUCGAGGAGCGCACAGCCACCUGCUCGGUGCCCUACCAGGCGCCCGCCGCCGCUGCCACAGCACCGCCGCACCCCGUGCUCCUUCUAGCCUCUCUCGUCAUCACUAUCGCCACACUGAUUCGGACUCACUGGACACCAACCAUACCUCUAGUGAAUGUGCGCGAUUCGAGGUUAUAGUUUUACGUUAACGUGCGUCGCACUCCCACGUCCCGCGAUCGCCGGACUAUGAUCGAAACUUCUAUUAGUGGCGUACUUAUGAUAAUAAAUGGCGAUGAUGCGUUCAGCGACGCCUACGAGUCGCGGCGCCGGAACGCCGAGUCGUCGCCGCGAGCGAGAGGCGUCUAUAUCGUCUCUAUAGACUAUAAGUUCAUGUCUGUGUCCGUUUGUUUGAUACACGUCUGUCACAGAAACACCAAAAUAAUGUUUUUUAAACGUUACUUAUGCGUCGUUUUCACGAAUAUAUAUAGCCGCCGUUCCGGCCAGUAUAAUAAUGUUUUUGACACGAAUUGUAAACGACUAAAUAUAUUUGCGUUAAGUGAGAUGUAGAUUUUAAAUAGAACUACAGUUUGAUGUUCGUGUGAAUUUAAAACCCAUAUUAUAAUUAUUUCACUUAUUUUUGCUAAAAUAGUUUAUAUAAAGUCGCUCAGUGUGAAACUGUUUGUAGCUCGUGUCGUGUAUGACUACAACUAAUGAACAAAUUAUCAUAUUCCUUUAAAGGUUACAAACGAGGUGACAGUUGGUGUAAUACUAAAUACGUCGCAAUUUUAAAUGGUAAUAUGUUUGGAUUAAAAAGAAAGUUAAGGUACAUUUAAUAUAUUUCUAAAGAUAUAUCACCCAAACGCAGUUCAAUGUGAUGCACGUACAGAAUCUGGCCCGUCGGUGACCCAAGUCAAUUCAGUUGGCAGAAUAACCGUCAUACAAAGAGAACAGUCUUAAAAAUUGGCACGAAUUGCAAUCGAUGUUUCCCUUAUAAUAAAAUCACUUUGGCCACAAUAGUAUAUUGAAUACGUAGUGUUAAUUUUUAGGAACAUUGGUAAAGAGACGGAGGCAUUGAGACAACGUACUUGGUAACUAAAACACUAAUUGAUGCGAAUAAGAAAUAUUUUAAUUUAUUUAUUUAUAAAUUUUCGAAACACCUUCGGUAUAUUCACAAAUUACUAUUAAGUAAAAGUAGGAAACAAAUUCUUAUACAGUGUGAUACACCACAUUUUAAAUAUCAUUAAUAUAUCUUUAAAAUAAAUACAAAAUGUUGAACAACAAUAUGAAAGAACAUAAAUAACUACAGAUUAAAACAUUCGAAAAUAUAUGAGAAAUAUUGGAAUUACUAACAGUAUUUA